Exophiala spinifera is the source of this 240-nucleotide messenger RNA. RefSeq lists its product as uncharacterized. The record is from RefSeq and is a predicted model, not a curated record. The coding region runs from base 1 to 240 and encodes 79 amino acids. The transcript has 2 exons. NCBI's taxonomy places the organism in Eukaryota, Fungi, Ascomycota, Eurotiomycetes, Chaetothyriales, Herpotrichiellaceae.
AUGUCCGGAAUCCCUCAGCGCUUCUGGGGCCAACCCAUCACAUACCUGCGGUGGUGCAUGCACGAGAAACCCGCCAUCUUCUGGAGCUGCGUGAUAGGUGCAGUGGGACCGGCUUCGUUUCUUGUCAUCCCUCCGCUGAGGAGGUGGGCAGGUGACGAAGACCCGCCAAAGAUCCCGCUGAGUUAUCCUGUGCCUACGGGACCCAGAAAGAUCCCCGAAGGUUUCGACGAUCCGAAAUGA